Molecule: messenger RNA, 1498 nt
Organism: Thermothielavioides terrestris NRRL 8126
Lineage: Eukaryota; Fungi; Ascomycota; Sordariomycetes; Sordariales; Chaetomiaceae
Exons: 3
Coding region: 210-1355 (381 amino acids)
Biological process (GO): pyrimidine nucleotide import into mitochondrion
Cellular component (GO): mitochondrion
Molecular function (GO): pyrimidine nucleotide transmembrane transporter activity
Source: RefSeq, a predicted model, not a curated record
AUAUUAUCGAUGCCAGUUGAUCGCUCUCGGUCUAGUUUUGCGACGGGCUUCCCACGUCGACAACAGCAAUGCAGAUCGCCUAGUUUGGACUUCAAGAGAGGCAAAGGGGGCAUUUCGGCAUUAGUCUUGUGGAUCUGCCGGGACGCUAGUUUCCGACCGAUCUCCCUUCGAUCUCCCUCCUCCCUUGCCGAAGCGCCCGGGAAGCGACCAUGGCUUCCGCCUCUGCCGCCAGGGCGAUGCCUGGUAGCCCCGAGAAGACCACAUCGCACGGCGAUGCCCCCCUCACUCAGUCGCGUGAGACAGGCGACAUCAAUCCCGAGUCGCGCCAAGGGGACCCAAUCGUCAACCGCCGCAGGGCAACGCCCUUUGCAAAGUCAUGGGCGCACAUGGUGGCGGGAGGAAUCGGGGGCAUGACGGCUGCCACGCUGACCGCACCGCUUGAUGUGCUCAAGACGCGACUUCAAUCCGACUUCUAUCAAGCGCAGAUCAAAGCCUCCAGGGCUGCACACCCGGCAUCCAUGAACCCGUUGCGGGCGGUCGCAUUCCACUUCAGCGAAACCGUAUCUAUCCUCGGGUCCGUCUACCGCCAGGAAGGACCACGCGCGCUCUUCAAGGGGCUCGGCCCGAACCUCGUCGGGGUCAUCCCCGCCCGCUCCAUCAACUUCUUCACGUACGGCAACGGCAAGCGCAUAAUCGGGGAGUACCUCAAUGACGGCAAGGACUCGGCCUGGGUGCACCUCAGCGCGGCCGCCCUCGCCGGCAUCGCCACCAGCACAGCGACGAAUCCCAUCUGGAUGGUCAAGACGCGCCUACAACUCGACAAGAACAUGGCGAUAGAGAGCGGCGGUGUCGCCAAGAGGCGCUACAAGAACAGCGUGGACUGCAUCCGGCAGGUGCUGCGCGAGGAGGGCGUCCGGGGCCUCUACAAGGGCAUGAGCGCGAGCUACCUGGGCGUGGCCGAGUCGACCAUGCACUGGAUGCUCUACGAGCAGAUCAAGCGGUCGCUGGCCAGGAGAGAGGAGCGCAUCGUACUCAGCGGCAGGCCGAAGAACUGGUGGGAUCACACGGUCGACUGGACCGGCAAGUUCGGAGCUGCGGGCUUUGCGAAACUUGUCGCGGCUGUCCUGACCUACCCACAUGAAGUUGCUCGCACCCGCCUGCGGCAGGCCCCCAUGGCCGAUGGCCGGCCCAAGUACACCGGCCUCAUCCAAUGCUUCAAGCUCGUCUUCAAGGAGGAGGGCAUGCUCGGCCUCUACGGCGGCAUGACCCCGCACCUGCUCCGGACGGUGCCUAGCGCGGCCAUCAUGUUCGGCAUGUACGAGAGCAUUCUCCGACUCCUCAACACUCCGGCAUGACCUACCCCGCCGGAUCCGUCGCCCCUCGCCCGUCGUCUCGCUCUGGCGCUGCAGCAGACACCUCGGCCCUUCGAACAAACUGUACACCACCAUGUAAAAUUACUAAUCACACUUAGCAUCCGACGACCUGGGCGCGGCCCGUA